AUGACUUCGACUCUAUCUCCCUCUAAAGCCCUCUACAUCGGGAUGGAGGUGGUGAUCGCCGUGUCCUCUGUCAUCGGUAACGUGAUGGUGGUCUGGGCUGUGCGUAUUAACCGGUCUCUGAGGGACACCACGUUUUGUUUCAUCGUCUCACUGGCCUUGGCUGACAUUGCGGUCGGGGCUCUUGUCAUCCCGCUCGCUAUAACCAUCAGCAUCGGACUCAAGACGCACUUCUACAGUUGCUUGCUGGUCGCCUGCACAGUGCUUGUCCUCACACAAAGUUCCAUCCUGGCGCUGCUGGCCAUCGCCAUCGACCGCUAUCUGAGAGUCAAAAUACCCAUGAGCUACAAACGGGUGGUGACCCCCCGGCGAGCUGGCACGGCUGUGUUGCUGUGUUGGCUUGUGUCCAUCAUAGUGGGCCUCACGCCCAUGUUGGGCUGGAAUAACCUGCAGCGUCUCCGUGACAAUGGUUCCCUGCUCACUGAUGACCUCGUGGUGAUCUGCGAGUUUGAGACGGUCAUCAGCAUGGACUACAUGGUCUACUUCAACUUCUUUGGCUGGGUGCUGCCUCCUCUGCUCCUUAUGCUUGCCAUCUAUGUUGAGAUUUUCUACAUGAUCCACAAGCAGCUCAAUAAGAAGGUGACAGCUAGCCAUGCAGACCCCAGUCGUUACUUUGGUAAGGAGCUCAAGUUGGCAAAAUCCCUCGCCCUCGUUCUUUUCCUCUUCGCAGUCAGCUGGCUUCCCCUUCACAUCCUGAAUUGCAUCACCCUCUUUUGCCCUGCCUGCGACAAGCCAGUGUUCCUCAUUUACAUCGCCAUCAUCCUCACCCAUGGCAACUCGGCUGUCAAUCCCAUCGUUUACGCUUUCCGCAUCAAGAAAUUCCGCACAGCUUUCCGGAAAAUCUGGAAACUGUACGUGCUUUGUCAGGAUCCAGUUGGUCGGCUUCCUCAAAGAGGUAGCCAGAGAGGACAGAGUCACGAGAGGAGGCUGAGGCAGAAUGAUGACGACGACGAUGACGUGUGA
Scomber scombrus (Atlantic mackerel) is the source of this 1020-nucleotide messenger RNA. RefSeq names its product adenosine receptor A1-like. Lineage: Eukaryota; Metazoa; Chordata; Actinopteri; Scombriformes; Scombridae. Gene Ontology annotation, biological process: G protein-coupled adenosine receptor signaling pathway. Gene Ontology annotation, cellular component: dendrite; synapse; membrane. Gene Ontology annotation, molecular function: G protein-coupled adenosine receptor activity. The coding region runs from base 1 to 1020 and encodes 339 amino acids. The transcript has 3 exons. The record is from RefSeq and is a predicted model, not a curated record.